UUCACUGGAAAAAGAAAUAUGGGCUCAAUGGUCUGCGAAACAAUUUUUGAUCAGGAGCAGACUGCUCCAACCUUCGUCGGAUCCUUAGAAGUACCAAAUGUCCAGGAAAUUGUCAGAGAUAAUUCGUCGCGUGUUCCUCAAAUUUACAUCAGGGACCAAUAUGAAAUGCCAAAAGCUACUGAUAUGGCUCAUCUAGUUACUGAUAUUCCUGUCAUUGAUUUAUCUCUGCUCUCGAAUGGCAACGUUGAGGAGCUGAAAAGACUCGAUCAGGCAUGCGCAGAAUGGGGAUUCUUUCAGGUGAUAAACCAUGGAGUUCCAAGUGAGGUGCUGCAGAACAUGAAGCAGAAUGCAGAUGGUUUUUUCAAUCUGUCCCUCGAAGAGAAGAAUAAGUUCUCGAUGCCCCCUGACGACAUACAAGGCUAUGGUCAUGCUUAUGUUGUUUCUAAAGAGCAGAAGCUAGACUGGUCCGAUGCACUGAUGCUUGUUACCAUGCCUCCAGAGUUCCGCAAUCUUCAGUAUUGGCCAACUAAGCCAGAAGGUUUUAAGGAGAUUAUUGACAAAUAUUCAAAAGGACUUGCAACCGUUGGAGAGCAGCUCCUCGGCUCUAUAUCUCUGAAUUUGGGACUAGAAAGGAACACUCUCAUUAAAGAGCACAAGGGUUUGUCACAAGCUUUGCGUAUAAACUACUAUCCUCCUUGCUCUAGGCCUGAUCAAGUACUCGGUAUUAGUCCUCACUCGGACACAAGUUCAAUAACUAUACUACUACAGGAAGAUCAUCUGCAUGGUUUGCAGAUACACCAUAAUGGUGAGUGGAUUCCAGUUAAGCCGAUUCCAAACGCUCUGGUCAUCAACAUUGGAGAUGUUAUAGAGAUUUGGAGUAAUGGGAAAUACAAGAGCAUUGAGCACCGAGCAGUGACAAAUGAAAGUAAAGCAAGAAUGUCAUUAGCAGCUUUUCUCUUCCCAAACCUUGACAAGGAAAUCGAGCCCUUUGACUGUGUAGUGAAAUCACAAGGAUUGCUUAAAAAUUACAAGAAGGUCAAGUAUGGAGACUAUCUCCUCAAUUCAAUGAAGAGGAAAAUGGAAGGAAAAACUCACACUGAAAUGGCAAAAAAUUGAACUCUAGAAAACAGAAAUUAUCACCAGGAACAAAUGAUCUAAUAAAAGUGAAACGAUGUUACGUGUAAUGUUAAGAAACAGAACCUGGUUUUCUUUAUUUACCAAUGCAGUUUAUCUUAAUAUCCA
This is a messenger RNA of Daucus carota subsp. sativus, 1242 nucleotides long. Its product is annotated as S-norcoclaurine synthase 1. Bases 19 to 1116 code for a protein of 365 amino acids. The transcript has 4 exons. Lineage: Eukaryota; Viridiplantae; Streptophyta; Magnoliopsida; Apiales; Apiaceae. The record is from RefSeq and is a predicted model, not a curated record.